Osmerus eperlanus (European smelt) is the source of this 1572-nucleotide messenger RNA. Its product is annotated as limbic system-associated membrane protein. The coding region runs from base 448 to 1230 and encodes 260 amino acids. The transcript has 7 exons. The record is from RefSeq and is a predicted model, not a curated record. Lineage: Eukaryota; Metazoa; Chordata; Actinopteri; Osmeriformes; Osmeridae.
AUCUGACAAUAGAAAGUCCAGUUUUUUUAACCUUGAGUGGCAGCGUUUACUGUACAGGAAGGGGAAAGAGGAAAUUGCACCGCUUGAAAACAAGGUGACGCCUACACACUUCUCGCAGACCAGACCGCGAGCAGACUGCGAGCAGACCCUUCUCUCGCAGAGCAGACCAGACCGCGAGCAGACCAGACCGUGAGCAGACCCUGCCUCCUGGACGUGCAGCUCCAGACACUCUCCACACGUCCGUGUGUAGCUCAGCUCAGCCUCUCUGCUUCUCCAGAAACAUUGUAUUAUCAGACGUGACGGGUAUUUUACGGUGUUUGUGGAACAUCUGUGUUCUGGACUGAAGUUGACCUUCAGCACUCUGGGAGCGUGAAGGAAGAGUCUCCUGCCAGACUGGGAGAAGCAGGAAGUGACUGCUGUGUGUAGAAACCCCGGGGAGCAGGUGGUAUGAGGCUGCAGUACUGUCUAUGCUGUGCUGUGGCUCUGCAGUGGCUGAUGCCAGGUGGGUCCCAGAGUGUGUCUGUCCAGAUCCAAACCCCCCAGCCGGUGCAUGUCCUCCCAGCCUCCGGGCUGCUGCUCCAGGCCCAGCUCAGCCCCCAGGUGUCCAGCGUGGCCUGGGAGCGGGAGCGGGAACAUGGCAGCCAUGUGGGGAAGGUGACCCUGGCUGUCUUCCCAGGUAACCCCUCCAGCGGGCGUGUUCGUCUGAAGCAGCAGGGGGCGGUGUUUAGCCUGGAGGGCUUCACCACGGCGGACAGCGGCCGCUACACGGUUACCGUCACUGACCGGUCGGGUGCCACGGCGACGGCGGAGUGCAUAGUUACAGAAUAUGUGGCAGUGCAUCACGUGUCUGUGAGCGUGAACGCGUCCCACGCCUCCCUGUUCUGUGCUGAGGCCUGGGGCAGCGAGCCCCGCUUCACCUGGCUCCAUGACAACGCUGCCGUGACAACAGCCCUGGGCCGUGUGUCCGCGGACGGGAAGACGCUCUUCUUCUCCUCCACGCCCGUCUGCGGGCACUUCACCUGCGUGGUGAGCAACCGGCUGGGCCACAGCUCUGCCACCUACACCGCAGAGCCCUGCCGGAGAGAGGGCGGGGGAGGGGCGGGGGAGUGGGCGUGGCUGCUGGUGCUGCUUGUCCUCGGGGGAGUACUGGCCUUCCUGCUGUGGAGGAGACGCAGGCAGACGCUCCGCAGAGGAGAAAGGCUGCAGGAACACCUGGAGGAAAACCUGUAGCCCCGCCCACCUCCCCAGCCCCGCUCACCCCAGCCCUCCCACUGAGAGGUUGAGGCAGCACAGGAAGAGGGCAGAGCCGCAUGGAGGAGCUUCCUGUCCAGUAACAACAUGACCUUUCAGUGCUGGAACAGGGAAGAGACCUGCCAACUGGACGAUGGCAGGUCUCCACUGGACUUUCUUUACUCUCUGGCCUCUGUAUAUUGGCCAACAUUUGACAUUUAUAUAUUUUUAUAUACACUUUCCUGUAUAAACCCACAUCUUAGUUAUCGUUAUUGUAUUUUGGGUUGUUUUUGUAUAAAUUGUUUAAAAACAAUGUUGUUUUUAAUAAACACCUCAAAGGCA